This is a messenger RNA of Sparassis crispa, 657 nucleotides long. RefSeq lists its product as hypothetical. Gene Ontology annotation, molecular function: purine nucleotide binding; pyrimidine nucleotide binding; chromatin binding. Gene Ontology annotation, biological process: lagging strand elongation; mitotic DNA replication initiation; leading strand elongation. The record is from RefSeq and is a predicted model, not a curated record. The transcript is spliced from 5 exons. NCBI's taxonomy places the organism in Eukaryota, Fungi, Basidiomycota, Agaricomycetes, Polyporales, Sparassidaceae. Gene Ontology annotation, cellular component: alpha DNA polymerase:primase complex. Bases 1 to 657 code for a protein of 218 amino acids.
AUGCGUGGGGUCGAAGUUGUACUUGAAGGCUCUUCUGAUUACGUUCGCAGGUUGUCUAUGGAGAUAUGGACUCGGUCUUCGUUAAUUCCAACAUCACUGAGCUUCCAGAGGCACUCAAGAUAUCAGCAGAGUCCCAAAAAAGCGGUCAAUGGUCACUACAAACUCUUGGAGAUUGACCUCGAUGGUAUCUUCCAACGUUUGCUCCUGUUACAAGAGAAGAAGUAUGCGGCCAUCAAGGUCGAAGAUGGUGGACGACCAUCCACAGAGGUGAAGGGGUUGGACAUGAAGUGCAGAGGGUAUUGUGCGUUAUCUAAGGUGGUGUCUCAAUACGUACCAGACCAGAUUCUGUCGGGAGAGGCGACCGAAACUGUCGUUGAACGGAUACACAAGUAUCUCACAACUAUGGGUGAGAGCGGCGAGGUAGGCAAGACCGCUCAAGCUGAGUGGGCGAAGGAUCCCGAUGAGGUACGAAGGGCAAGCGACGAGUUGAAGAUUGACUACGAACAUUAUCUGGCACACCAAAUCUUGCCUCCGAUCGAACGUUUAUGUGAAGGGACCGACCGGUCACGAUUGGCCGAGUGCCUGGGGCUCGAUGCAAGCCGAUACCGCAAUCCGGAUGGGGCGGAAGAACGGCCUUCGGCACUCUGGAUUCGUUGA